AUGUUUUCUAUUGUCCAAGAGCUUAUGAAAACACGACGAGAAUUACGAGAAGUCAAGGAACAACUUCGUGCUCUACAAUUGAGUGAAACCAAAGCAUUGUCUAGUAAUGGAAAUAUUCCAAUAGAGGCGAUCAGUUUAUUUGUUCAAUAUAAUGGAUUUUUCAAUCAACUAUGUGACAUUCCUCAAACAAUGACUGUUGGAGAACUAUUGGCCAAACUUCGGCAAUUAACCGGAAUUCCAUUUGAUCGUCCAAUACAUAUUCGCGUACUUAGUGAAGAUGGUUUAACAACAGUAUUUGUACUUCAUAAAGAACUUAAUCGAACAUUACAAUCAUAUAAUGAUUUUUUAAAAGCUCGAAUGAUUUUAAGUAUUGAAGAUAAUGAUCAAGAAAAACAUUUAGAACGAUCUUCAAGUACAACUAGUAGUGAACGAACUUAUUCAUUUGAUGAAUCUGAUGUUUAA
Rotaria sp. Silwood2 is the source of this 462-nucleotide messenger RNA. Lineage: Eukaryota; Metazoa; Rotifera; Eurotatoria; Philodinida; Philodinidae. The record is from the annotation of a GenBank genome assembly.